AUGUCCCUUUCGCCUAUAGAGAAAGCUGCCUCGGGUGCUUUGGCUUCAGCAAUUGCCAAUACUUUGGUUUACCCAUUGGAUUUGAGCAAAGUCAUUAUUCAAACACAAGUCAAAAAACACCACAAGAAACCGGCAACGAGUCAAGGCGCACUUCCUAGUCCGCCACAAUCGGAAACAUCCGAUUUUGAAGACUCAAUCUUGAGAGAGUCGCCAAAGGACUCCAAGACUGGCGAGUUGAAAUACAAAAACACCGUUGAUGUGCUUAGAAAAAUCUAUCAAAAGAAGGGUAUAUUGGGCUGGUACCAUGGGUUAUUGUCAACAGUUGUAGGAACCGCGGCUCAGAAUUUCUCCUACUUUUACUGGUACACCAUUGUCAAGAAGGUUUACGCCAAUUUGUACAAGCAUGUCCCCAACCAUAAAGCAAACACCAUAACCGAGUUGUUUCUUGGCGCAGUGGCAGCUGCGAUAUCGCAAUGUUUCACCAUGCCCAUUGGUGUCAUUACGACUCAACAACAAACCGAUAAACACCACAAGAACUUGCUCCAAUUGGCCAAGGAAAUAUACGAUCAAGAUGGAGUCACCGGUUUCUGGAGAGGAUUGAGGGUCUCUUUAGUCUUGUGCAUCAACCCUUCCAUCACCUAUGGCUCGUACGAAAGAUUGAAACAAGCCAUCUACGGAAACAAGGAGUUCUUGGGCCCAUUGGAGAGUUUCUCCUUGGGAGUCUUGGCCAAAUCGUUGGCUACGAUAGUGACUCAGCCUUUAAUUGUCUCAAAGGCAAUGAUUCAAAAGAAAGGCAAGAGCAAGAGCAAGGACGGCGAGGGCGCUGAAAAGGCAAAGAGUGAACACGACGAAGACGACGACGAAGACGACAUUAAAUUCGAUCAUUUCACCGAUGCAUUGGCUCAUUUGUGGCACACAGAGCAAUUCAGAGGCUUAUACAAAGGUAUUGCUCCUCAAUUGUUGAAAGGUGUCUUUGUCCAAGGAUUGCUCUUCAUGUUCAAAGACCAAAUUGACAUGUUAUUCUUGUUUUUGUUAUCCUUGAUCAAGAGAAGAGCUGGUGCUGUUAAGCGCUAA
Messenger RNA from Lodderomyces beijingensis, 1074 nucleotides. The record is from the annotation of a GenBank genome assembly. Lineage: Eukaryota; Fungi; Ascomycota; Pichiomycetes; Serinales; Debaryomycetaceae.